GCGCGUCACUUCAAAGGGGAUUCCCGGAAAAGAAAAGAAAAAACAAGUUCACGCACCGGGUCGCUUUCGAGCGCUGUCUGGCCUGCGGGGUGCGUCCUCUACCUGGCAGCCGAUGACGACAUCGGAGUCCUUCUUAUCUAUUGGUCGAAUAUUUUCUUUGCAGCCAAUCCGCACUCCUUCAGGAGGUGGGGGUAUUCCUGUGAUUUCUGGUUCAAACAUUUUGCCAAGGAGCUGCGGGCGCAAAAGCGUAGCGACUUCGGAGCGAGAGGAUGGCGCUUCGCUUUUGGCUGGCCGGGGUCGCCCUCUUGCUCCUCGGGGAGCGCUCUCCUGCUCCUCGGGGAGCCAGGCUGGGCCCUCCCCUACGGUAUUAAAGGAUCCCCGGCGCUUGGCUCCUCCUCGCACUCCCUGCACCAUUUCACCACUGCUAUAUCUGAACCCAAUCAGGGCUUUACCAAAUACAUCGCAGUGGGAUACGUGGACGGCCAGCUCUUUUUUCUGUACGACAGCAUCACCCGGAGAGUGCAGCCUCGAGCGCCCUGGAUGGAGAAGAUGGCAGAGAAAGAGGAUCCAGAAUAUUGGGAGAGGAACACCCAGCUAGAACAGCACAACGAGCAGGUGUUCAGAAGGAACCUGGCCGUCCUGAAGGAACACUACAACCAAAGUGGAGGGUUUCAUACCUGGCAGUGGAUGUGCGGCUGUGAACUGAGGGAGGACGGGAGCCCAGGGGGAGGCCAUUGGCAGUACGCCUACGACGGGAGGGACUACCUCAGCUUCGACACGGAGACCCUCACCUGGACGGCUGCUGAUUCCAAGGCCGAGAUCACCAAAGAGGAGUGGGAGAAGGAUCUGGCCCUUGCCCAGAGACGGAAGGCCUACCUGGAGGGGGAAUGCAUCAAGGGAUUGCAGAUAUACCUGCAGUACAGGAAGGAGAGGCUGCCGAAGGCAGGUGAGCAAUGGGAUGGAGGAACAAGGAGGUCUUCUUUCUGGGGAACCAGGGCCAUCUUCUCUGCCUCCCUGUCUCUCCCGCUUGCUCCCACCUUUGACCCAAACAACCCCUCAGCUUAUGAUUUGCCCAAAAGGAGUCCAGCUGACAUUUAUUCCCUGCUUUGGACUGCAGUUGUUCAGUAG
Pogona vitticeps (central bearded dragon) is the source of this 1128-nucleotide messenger RNA. Lineage: Eukaryota; Metazoa; Chordata; Lepidosauria; Squamata; Agamidae. The record is from RefSeq and is a predicted model, not a curated record.